AUGCAAAUAAUCGCAAUUAAUUGGAAAAAGUGCAUCACAAUGAAUCCGCUUGACAACCCUUCUUUUCUCAUCACGGAGCGAGUUCACAAACGGAAAAGGAAGCAGAAGAAGCAGGAGAGACAAUCGAAUGAGUCAAAUGAGCACCUGUGGGAGGAGUCUACAUAUUGGCUAAAAAUUUUUCAGAAAAAUGGAGAACGUGAAAAAGAACAGUGCAUGGGCAAUUCCUCUGUAGAAAUAAAACACCCAGACAUACUUCAGUUUAAAAACAUCCGAAUGAAUAGCUACAUAAUCAAUGGAACUAUGAAAUUAGACAAGUACAAAUGCCCAGAACUCACGAAAAAUACGUGUAUAAUUAAAGCAAAUGAAACAUAUAUAGGAAAUUUUAAAGGCAGAAAAAUAGAUGGCUAUGGAAAAAUAAUUUCAGACAAAUUUUUAUAUCAAGGGCAUAUAAAAAAUUGGGAAAGAAACGGAAAGGGGAGUAGCACUUUCUUUUUCACCAAAUGUUCACAUUAUGAUGAUGAUUAUAUUGACCAGGUCAGAGAAAUCAGAUACAAUGGCAUGUGGGUAAGGAACAAGCGUAAUGGAUAUGGAGUUUUGUCAAUAAGAUUCAAUUCACAAAGGUGUCAUUUACCAACAUAUGAAGGAUGGUGGGUACAAGACAAAAGACAUUUCUAUGGGGUUCAAUAUUAUACAAAUUCUGCUUACUAUGGAUUCUGGGAAAAGAACAAAAAAUGUGGAUUCGGAAAAAUGUUCUGGUUCAGAAAAGACACGAAUGAGAUGAGAAAGAUAAGACGGAUUAUAACUCAUGUUGCAGGAGGAAAAAGGAUAUGCAGUGAAAAUAGAGAUUCCAGAAAUUACAUUUUGGUUGAUAAGAAAAUUCUGAAUGAAUACAUUGGAGAGUGGAAAAACGAUGAGAUGCAUGGAUAUGGAACAUAUAUCUGGUUUUCCACUGAAGAGAGAAAAAGGAAAACGAUUCAUGAAAAUGAAGAUUGCGAUAAAUAUUCCGGAUAUUGGGAAAGGGGAGAAAAAAACGGGUUCGGUGUUUUCUAUUUUAGAUGUGGUGAUAAAUAUGUGGGAACAUGGAAAAAUGAUAAAAAACAUGGGUUACUAUACAGAAUAAAAUCAAAUGGUAUAAUUUUAAAAUGUAUGUAUCAGAAUGAUGAAGUUAUAUCAGAGCAAGAACUUAACAAGACGUUCAAAAUUAAUCACAUGUACACGAAUUCUUUGUGUAAUGUUAUUAACCUGGGGAUUCUAAAAACUUCCUAUAGCCUUACAAAUAAGGAGAUUGAACAUUUUUACAAAAUUGUGUAUGACCAUUUUAAAUUUCUUGUAAACAUUUAUGACCUCUACAGACGAAAAGGGAGGAAAAAAAGGUAUAUCCAUGUGGGAAGUACAAGUAGAAAAAAAAAAAUCCAUGAUGGUGUUGAGGAUAACAACACAAAUGUAGAUAGCUUCAAAUUGAAAAAUCUCUGGAAUAUGUUUUACGAUGCGAAUAUUAUAAAUAACAACUUUACUUUGAGUUCUCUGAAUAAGCUUGUAAGUGAUGAUACAUCUAUUUUUCAGGAAAAUGUCUUUUCUAAUUUGUUUUUCCAGAAUUAUAUCUGUGUAGAUAAUUUCACCCUAAGUGAAAAAGAAAUGGUAAAAACUUUUUUCAAAUCAAGUAAUUUUUUAAAUGAACAUUUUUUUUUUAAAUUAUCACCUGAUGUGAAAGAAAGCAAAUGGAGCAGAAUGUACAAUAUCAUUCAUUAUAUAUCCGAAGGUAGUCAUAACAAAAAUAUAAAAAAAAACGAUGAAACGGAACAUGUUAAAUUAUUUCAUACUAGACAUAAUAUCAGUGGAAAUGUAGAUGAAAAAAAUUAUGCACAUGAUCAGAAGGUUUGUACUUUUGAUGAAGUAGCUACUUCUACGUGUUCUUUAUCUAAAGAUACACAUAAUCUCAUGAUGCAUAUAAUUUUCAACAAAAGUUUAGUACUACUAAAUAAUUUUGCGAAAUUUUACAAAUACUACUGGAUGAAACAAUCAUGUUGCCAUAUGAAGGACAUAAAAUUUAUUUUAAAAAAAAUUCUUCUUUUUCUGUCUAGAAAUAAAGAAAAAAAAGGUAAUAGUUAUCUUUACUAUGUCUUGUUUAGUCUCUUCCUUUCUUCCAUCCCGAUGUUAUAUGUUUUCUAUCGUAUGAACAAGAUGUGGGGAGUUCCACAUCGUACACCUUCCACAAAGGGUAAGGAGAAUCUCAGUAGUGCAGAUGUUGAUGCAAAGCUGAUGAAUCCAGAUUCGGAAAAUGAGUUGAAUGCUCUCAAGGAAGAGAAAUUAUUUAGCCCAGAAGAGGAGGAAACCACCUGUGGCACCACCCCAAGUAAUUGUUGUAGUAGGACCCAGUUGAAUAAACUCAUCACACUAUUAACCUUAAACAGAUAUAACAUACACGAUGAGAAACGAAAAAUUCCUUUUAACUGUUUUGUACGUACACUAGUCAGUGUAUCAUUACAUAUGCAUAGUUCUGGAAGCAAAGGUCAAACAUUAGUUAUCUUAUUCAAAAAGUUAAAAAGAUAUUUAUGGGAUGAGGACGAGGAGAAACCCGGGCUACGCACGCAUAAUAUCAAAAAUGCUCCAAAUAAAAGUAAAAUAAAAAAUAAAUGGUUUUAUAACAGAGAAAUGGUGAAACACUCUUCUCAAAAUUGUGAUAAAAACAGAGAGGACAAUAAAAAUACAACAAAUGAGAAGAACGUCAGUAAGACUAGUGAAAUGCAUCAUCACCAUCACUUUAUAAUCCCAUCUGUGGUUGACAAAAGAGAAAUGAGAAAAAAUCGCCAAGAAGAAAAGAAUUUCAAUAAAAAGAAAAAAAAAAACAUAGCGGAGAAUAAUUACCCCAACUGUGCCAUAUGCUUCUACGAUUAUGUCACAUCAAACAGAUUGAAUAAAAAAAAUAAAAUAAAGUGCCAUUCUACUGUCAAAGAGAAAAGCAGAAACAGUGGGAGAAGCAAAUUUACAAGCGUGGAACAAGGCUACAAGGAACUAACAAACAUACUAAAGAACUAUGUCUACUACUUCAUUUUUUACUUUUUAGUGUUUAAAUCAAGGGGAAAAAAGUUUUCACUCUUCAGCACAAAAUUAAAUAUGUCCAUACAGUUAAGGGAUGUGCUAAAAUUUCUUUUUAAGUUGAGGUUGACGAAAAGGGAUAAAACAAUGAGGACGAAGUUAACGAGUAUCAAUUUGGCUUCGUACCAUUGCAAUCACUACUACGACUAUAAAUACCACUACGACUAUCACUACCACGACAAUCAGUGCAACUAUAAAGCCCGCAGGAGAUGGUGGAAAAUGAAGUCGGAAAAGUGGAAAUACAUAAACAUCCUGACUUGUGCAGGUAAAAAUAAAGAAAGCGUUUCGGAUAAUGUCAGCACAUGCAUGGAAAACUCACUUAGGGAAACAACCCAAAAAAAGGAAGAAAAAACAAAAGGAGAAACGGUGGAAAGUAAUAAUAACUCUUCAAAUGAGGUAUACAUAAAAUCUAAACUCGAAAACAAAAAUGCUGAAGGGAAAAAAAAUUACAUAAACAAUGAUAAUCAUAUUGCACACACAGCUAGCCAUUUUAUGCGCACAUACAAAAAAAAAAAAAAAAAAAAAAAAAAAAUUAAUCGUAUGAACAGAUCAGGCAAAAAAGAUAAUAAAAAGAAAAAGGUUUUAAAAAAAUUCUCACAAAUGUUCUGUUUACCAUUCUUUGAAGUUUUAUCGAUCUUUUCCAAAACGCUGAACACUCUAAAUCUGCAUUUAAUAAAUGAGCCCCCUUCUACUCAACCGUGUCUAGUCCAACAAAAGAAAAGAAAAAAAAUUGACAAAUGUCGCUUAAAAAAUCAUAGGAUACGGUAUAUAAUGAUAUUAAAAAGGGGGAAAAAAAGUUUUCUGGUAAACUUUUUCAAAUGCACGAAACGGAAAGCUUGCAAUCACCAACGUUUAGUUAAAAGGAAAAAAAAGGGAGAAAGAAAAUACCCCUUACCUGUUCAUACAAAUGAGAACGAGAACGAGAACGAGAAGAACAAGAAGAAGAACAAAAUAUUACAAGAACUUAAUGAAAAACUGAAACAACUGGAACUAGAAAAUUCUGAACAAGUCAGAACAAAUUCUUCCACUUCCACUUGUGUGCAAUUUGAAAAAAAAAAAAAAAAAAACACUAAUGAGGAUGGAAAAAAUGGAAACUGCAUAAAGCAAAUCCUUUCGGACGUAGAGGAACACAACGAAUUAGUGCAACAGAAAAGGGGAGAUUCUCACAUAUACAUAAAACGAAGGAGUGAAAUUAAAAUUGCAUUAUCUCGACUGAGAAGAAAAUAUGUUCAUGCCCGGAAGAAUUACAUGAGUUUUCUCGAUUAUUACAACAUUUACAUUACCCCCUAUGAACUUGUUUUGUUUUUUUUAAAAUUUGUUUACGUGACAAAAUGGAAAAGGGGAAUCACAAGUUCGUACAAUGACAUGUUAUUUUUUUUUAUCUUUCAUGUUUUGAUUCACAGGACGUUCAGGCUGGCACUGCGAACGUCUUCUCAUGGGGGGAAUUCCAUUCGGAAAAAAACAAAAGUGAUGAAAGGGACUGAAAAGGACUAA
Messenger RNA from Plasmodium gonderi, 4590 nucleotides. RefSeq lists its product as hypothetical. NCBI's taxonomy places the organism in Eukaryota, Apicomplexa, Aconoidasida, Haemosporida, Plasmodiidae. The record is from RefSeq and is a predicted model, not a curated record. Bases 1 to 4590 code for a protein of 1529 amino acids. The transcript has a single exon.